AUGGAUGUCCUUGAGAGUUUGUUGUUGGUCCAGGUCAAGAAGUUUGGCAAAAAACUGAUCAACGUCUUUGACAAGCGCGAGCUCGAGCUACCAAUCGGGGGGAUGUUGAACAUCGACAUGGACGACUGGAUCAAACACACCAAUUAUUGGGGAUAUCAGCCCGACGAACAAGUCAUCAAGUGGUUCUGGCAAGCCUCCGCGCCUGGCCUGCCGAGAAAAAAUCCCGCUUGCUCCAUUUCACCACUGUUAGGUACAUCUAGGAUCCCCGUUAACGGGUUCCAAGAUCUCCAAGGAUCUGAUGGCCCUCGUCGAUUCACGAUCAAGAAAGCAGGUGAAAUCACCCAGUUGCCUAAGUCACAUACAUGCUUCAGCAGGUUCGACUUGCCCCGCUAUCCCACCUCCAACAAGGUGGUACUCCUAGCUGCCCAGUUUGCCGAGCCAGACUCCCCCGGCCCGUCAUCUGUUCCUCCAGGCACAGACUUGGGUGCCUCAGUCCCAUCUCCAGCCCCUGACACCCCCUUGGAUGUCAUAAAGAGUGUUUUUAAGACUUGUGAGAUUCCCUCUCCUCUAAUCCUAGCGACUUGGCAAUCUUUAACCCUUACCGGAAAACUGAUUGGAAUGGCUUUUAGAUGGGUCUGCUCGACCCUCAUCCCCAAACCCAGCUGCGAAGAGGAUGCGAUUGUCUUUGGCAAUCACUCGGCAAUCCGAAGGCCUUCGAGCCCCGGGGCUGCCUCCUCCAAUGGAAGAGAGCCGGUUAAAAUCAUCUUCAUGCCCCCGGCUGGCAAUGCCUCUACUGCUGACUCUGGCUCAACUCUUCUCAGCCCAUUGGAAGUCUGUGAAAAUCAGGUGCCCAUGAGGACAUGCGAUCUAACCCCCGGAGCCAAUCAUCAAGUCACCACCGGGAGCGCCCCUGCCCUUGACGCUGCCAAUCCCCUCGAGCCAGCCCCUACUCAUUCCCAGUCUACUCUGGCCGCAUCCCAGAGCCGCGCAAGUGAUCCACAGGCCGCUUGCGACGCCUCAAGAAAGAAGAAGCUUGAUGAGCCGAUGACAGGCAUUGAGGUGUUCAGGCGUCCAAUCAGCAAAAAGGGCCUGCUCCGCAACAUCGACCAACUGGAGAUCCUGAAAGACGAGAUGGAGCUCAAUGAGGGUCUGGCGCAUAUCGCAAGGAAAGCUGUCGAUAAUUCCCCUCUCUUCCUUCCAAUAGCCAAGGAGGUCAUUGCCUACCGAGUCAAGAAUUGCUUUGAUAAUGGCGGUUUCAGGGUCGGCACUUUCAAGCUCAAAAGGAGUUCUCCGGAGUUGCUGGCCCUCUUUGAGGCAGCUAACACCAAGGAGUUUGCAUCAGUCAUCCGCUGCAGCCCCCGCCUCACCCAGAUCGAUGGUGAUGAUGUUUUUUUUAGCAACAAGGACUUGAUCGACUUCGACUCAAUUGCAGAGCUCGCAAAGGCAAAGAAAAACCCGGAAAUUGACGCUUCGUGGCGCUCGCUUAUUGCCCUCAUGCAAAGGUCGAAAACCUCUGAGAAUGAGGAGUACAGUCCCCAGGAACAAGGCAUGAAACUAUCAGUCGGCAAGGUCCAUACACUACUUCAAUCCUGUAUCGGUCAGAUUGCUAGCGGUUGCAAACCUGUGGUAGAGGCUGCUCCUUCCGCGGACGACACGAUUGCCGGCGGCCUCAAGAUCAUGUGUGAGAAAGCGUCCCACUUCAGGGCUGGUGCUCAAGGAACCUCGAAUCACCGUGGUAAUGGUCUCCAUUUUCUGCAAGAGCGAGUUUGGGAGUCUCUGAUUGCGCUCAUAUUGAUGGAUUACUCGGUUGAAAAAUCCGGAAGCAAAUGA
This is a messenger RNA of Puccinia triticina, 1830 nucleotides long. RefSeq lists its product as uncharacterized. Gene Ontology annotation, molecular function: ubiquitin-protein transferase activity. The record is from RefSeq and is a predicted model, not a curated record. Bases 1 to 1830 code for a protein of 609 amino acids. The transcript has 9 exons. NCBI's taxonomy places the organism in Eukaryota, Fungi, Basidiomycota, Pucciniomycetes, Pucciniales, Pucciniaceae.